AUGUCAUCUAAAGCUCAAUCAAAGUUAGCUGGGAGGGUAGCUAUCGUAGGAACGGGUCAUAGAGCUAGACUCUACACCCAUUCGAUCGCUGCUCGACCUCAACUUGAACUCGUCGCAUUAUGCGAUACCAACUCGGAUCGAAUGGACCAUCAUAAUGGCCUAUUGAAGGAACAUGGUAGACCCGAAGCCAAGAAAUACCCAGCUGAGGACUUCAAUAAGAUGCUCGAGAGUGAGAACCUCGAUAUACUAGUAGUUACUACGAUAGACUUCACACAUGAUCUGUAUAUCGUACCGGCCGUUAAGAAGGGUAUCAAAGUAUUAACUGAGAAACCAAUGACUACUGACGUCGAGAAAUGUAAGAAGAUCUUAUCGGCAGUAGAGGAGAACAACGGAUCUGUACAAGUCCUCUUCAACUACCGAUAUAACCCUGUUCACUGGAAAGUCGCCGAAGUGAUCGCAGAGGGUAAGAUCGGAAAUGUCAAAUCUGUGCAUUUCGAGUGGUUACUCGAUACCGUACAUGGUGCGGACUACUUUAGAAGAUGGCACAGAUACAAGGACAAAUCAGGUGGAUUGAUGGUCCACAAAUCAUCUCAUCAUUUCGACUUGGUCAACUUCUGGAUCAAUUCCAAACCUUCGUCCGUAUUCGGCAUGGGCGCCUUAUCGUUCUACGGGACGGAGCAAGGCAAGAAAUCCGGUUGGGCUAGGAACUACGAUCGAGCGAGGGGUUCAAAGGAAGCUGAAGAUGAUCCGUUCGCGAUUCAUUUGGAGGAUGAUAAAGGGUUGAAGGCUUUGUAUCAUGAUGCUGAGCAUGUUGACAACUACCACAGAGAUAUGAAUGUCUUCGCGGACGAUAUUACUAUCGAAGAUGAUAUGUCUGUGUUGGUGCAUUACGAGAAUGGCGUGAAUAUGACAUAUCACUUGACUGCGUACAGUCCUUGGGAAGGAUACAGAGUCAUGUUCAACGGUGAUCAGGGACGACUCGAACUUGAAUGCGUUGAAUCCACCCACCGAACAGCCGGAAAGAAAGGUGGUGGAGCCGAAGGUGUCGUACACGGUGAAAAGGCAUUGAAGAAUGAAGGUCACAAUAAGAUUACCUUACAGAAGUUAUGGGGUGAGAAGGAGGACGUACCCUACGUUUGGGCUACAGGUGGUCAUGGUGGUGGUGACGAAGCGAUGCUCGACCAGAUCUUCGGACCCAUCCCGGGCCAAGAGGAACAUAAAUCUCCUAUCAACCGAUUGUCAGCUGAUCAGAAUGAUGGUGCGUUGGCUAUGGCUGUCGGAUUGGCCGCGAACGAAAGUUUCAAGAGUGGGAAGUUGGUGCAGAUCAAGGAGUUGUUGGGCAGACAGUUGUAA
Messenger RNA from Kwoniella botswanensis, 1353 nucleotides. RefSeq lists its product as uncharacterized. The record is from RefSeq and is a predicted model, not a curated record. The coding region runs from base 1 to 1353 and encodes 450 amino acids. NCBI's taxonomy places the organism in Eukaryota, Fungi, Basidiomycota, Tremellomycetes, Tremellales, Cryptococcaceae. The transcript has 10 exons. Gene Ontology annotation, molecular function: nucleotide binding.